This is a messenger RNA of Polyodon spathula (Mississippi paddlefish), 447 nucleotides long. RefSeq names its product E3 ubiquitin-protein ligase TRIM35-like. The transcript has 3 exons. The record is from RefSeq and is a predicted model, not a curated record. The coding region runs from base 53 to 376 and encodes 107 amino acids. NCBI's taxonomy places the organism in Eukaryota, Metazoa, Chordata, Actinopteri, Acipenseriformes, Polyodontidae.
AACUCAAGCCUGCACUGAAGCCCUUCCGGAAGAGGAACACAAGGGAAGAAUCAUGAAAGAGAAGAUUGAAAAACUUACAAGAGAAAUCUCAUCCCUUUCAGACACAAUUACAGUGAUAGAAAGGGAGAUGGAAGCUGAAGACAUCUUACGCCUGCAGACCUACAAAAGCACAAAGAGCAGAGCCGAGAGCACCCUGCAGGAUCCACAGUGUGUUUUAGGAGCGCUGAUAGAUGCAGCCGAGCACCUGGGCUCUCUGAAGUACAAAGUGUGGGAGAAGAUGCUGGGGAUUGUUCAAUACAGUGAGUACUGUGGGGAGCAUCACAGAGGAGGGGAGGAGGGGGCAUACAUAGAAGCACAAUUGACAAUGUGUGUAUGAGCAAGAUACAGUUAUCUACAGUUAAUAAUAAUGCACAAUGAAAUGUACCUGUAGCAGUACAGUUAUAUCCA